UUGGAGGUGGCAUCAGUGUGGGAUCCGGCAGGCAGCGGGUGUGUGGCAACCGACGACUUGUCAACAGUGUGGCAAUGGACGCCGAGGAGGGAGGGUGUGUCGCUCUGGGUGAUCGAUAAUUAUUCUGUUUUACGUUCGUUUUUUAUGAUUUAUCAAUUAAUCCGAGUAGAACAUUGUGCAAGUCGUUUCUAUUUUGAGUGAAAUAAGUGUAGCCUUUCAGUCUUGUACAGUAGAAGGCUAAGACGUACGUAGUUACCAUAUGAGGCUCGUGUUAAUAUCCUUAACCGUAAAAAAGUAGAUGGAGUGAGAGGAUCCUUAGCCUGUGGAAGGGUUCGUGGGCGGUGUGUGAGAGGAGGUCCUAGCUAUGGUCCCCCCAGCGGCUAGGAUGCACCUUCAGGGAAACUUCUACAUCCUGAAGAAACGAUGCAAAGUGACGCUCACAGAUGACGGCAUCAGCUGGGUCCCUGAAGGCAGUCCCGAGUGCUACCACCAUAUCCGUCCGGCUGAGAUCCUAGGCUGCUGGCUGUGUCCGAAGGCUUCGCACUCGUGUUGCCACUACGCCCACCCCACCGGCGUCAGCCCGGGCGUGCACCCCACGCCCCUAGCUGUGGCACGCUGUAAGCACUCCCUGGGGCGGAGGAAUGAAGGGCUUACAGUGGAGUACUGCCAGCGGGGGCGUGGGGUGGAGUGGAGGGCGCGGGCAGUGGCUCUUGUUCACCUGGCAGGGGACGUGGUGGUGGCGUGGUACCACGCCAUCUGGGGGCUCCUUCAUGGUCUGCCUCAGCGACCCCGGCGGGUUCUGGUGGUGAUCAACCCCGUGGGCGGCAGGAGGCACGCCCAUCGUAUCUACAGUCGCAAGGUAGCGCCACUCUUCAGUCGCGCUGCUGUACAAACCUCCGUAGUUCAGACCGAGUACAGAGGACACGGACGGGAGCUCGUGGAGAGGAACACUGGUUUGGAUGGCCUUGACGGUGUGGUGGCUGUAGGCGGUGAUGGCCUGGUGAACGAGCUUGUGAUGGGGCUGCUGCUGGUGUCGGCGAGGAAGGCUGGCCUGGACCCCCACGACCCGGAGGUGACACUGCCCCCCACCCACCUCAAACUCGGGAUCAUACCUGGUGGAAGUACGGAUGCUAUGUGCCAUGGGACACACGGAACUAGCGAUGUGACCACCGCAGCACUUCACAUCAUUAUGGGUGACAGCCGAUGUGUUGAUGUAGCAGCUGUACAUAGAAAUGGUCAAUUGCAAAAUGUUGCAACCACCAUGGUUUCUUAUGGUUAUUUUGGUGACUUAUUAAAAACAUCAGAGCAGUGGCGGAAGCUUGGACCCACUCGUUACUUGGUAUCUGGCGUCUUACAAUUUUUACGGAAUCGUUCUUAUGAGGGUCAUUUGAAGAUGUUGACCCCUGAGAACCCAUUAGCUCAGCCCUACGAUACUAAUACAUGUGGCCACGAGUGUGGAGUGUGUGAUAAAGCUGCCAUGUCUCCACCUACACCUGGAGACUGGUUACAGUUCAAUGGCCGAUGGAGUGUUGUGACCUCGGCAGUAACUUCAUGUGCCUGCCGUCUUUCACCUUACGGUGUAUCACCUGCAGCCCAUCUUGGGGAUGGCUGUAUGGACCUUAUAUUAGUGACUGGUGGAUCAAGAUGUCGUAUCCUAAGCUACCUGUUCCGAACUGCCUAUACUGGAAAUGCUGCAAACUUGGAUCAUGUGAACAUUCACCGUGUUCAGGAGGUUCACUUUACACCAAAAGCAACGGGACCCAAGUCUUCCUGGAACUGUGACGGUGAACACUUGCCUGAGCCUUCCGUGAGACUGAAAGUGCAUUGUCAGCGUCUACAGUUAUUCAGCCGUGGUGUUGAGGCCAGGACUGAAGAUUUCUCAAAACCUGUGGGAAAUGCUAAGAGUGCUUCCUUAUAAAUGAAAUUAGGGAGAUAUAACUUCACUAAUCAACAACUGUGUGCAUAGGAUUACAUUUGUAAUUAGAGUAUUUUAUUAUGCUUGUUAAAAAAAAUUUUAUAGUAACUGUGGAAGGCAAAUCUUCAACCUAUAUAAAAGUUUACAUACAGGUUUUAGAAGUGUGAACUAGUAGCGUUUUCACUGAUAAUUUUACAUUCUUAAUUGUCUAGUGCAGUUUGAUGAUGCUCAUUUCCCUUUAAUAUUUAAUUGAAAUAUAUAGGUAUAUAUAUAUCCGCUAAUGAAUUGUGGUGACUACUACUAUUACUAACAUUCCAGUAGUCAUAAUAUAGGGACUAUGAUUCCAAUUACACAGGAUUUCAAAGUUUGUUUUACUAUGGCAUAGCAGUUAGCAAAAUUUUUAACAUUAGUAUUCCUGUGCUAAUGCUCAGAGGCUUGUGAAUAUUUUCAAGACUAGUAUGCCAGACAUAUUUUUUUAUAAAUUAUCUUGUAUUUUUAAUAAUUAUAUCUGAAGUAGGUAUGACUUUUAACAAAUAUUUGUUUUAUGAAUGAUGGGUAUUGCAUAUUUUAAACAUUGUGAUGUGGGAUUAGAAUUUUAGUUACAGUAUUUUCGAAUAAAGUACUGGAGUAAGGUACUGUAUUAUACGAUGUGAUUUGUGAUGUAUGAUCUGAUGAUUUGUUAUACAGUGGUACCUUUGUUUUCAUAGUUAAUCCGUUCAUAGAGACAGUAUGAAACCGAAACUAAUUUUCCCGUAAGAAAUGAUGUAUUUUUUAGUUAACACUUUCGCCCGGGCAUGACGCAGCAUUGCGUCAUCCGUUUACUGU
Molecule: messenger RNA, 2740 nt
Organism: Procambarus clarkii (red swamp crayfish)
Lineage: Eukaryota; Metazoa; Arthropoda; Malacostraca; Decapoda; Cambaridae
Gene: Cerk
Product: Ceramide kinase
Biological process (GO): phosphorylation; ceramide metabolic process
Molecular function (GO): ceramide kinase activity
Source: RefSeq, a predicted model, not a curated record